AUGCAGCCGUUAAUGCCCGAGCCUCCGAUUCCCGUGGAAAAAACUCUGGCCCUCAUCAAGCCAGAUGUCUUUGAUAAAGAAGAAGAGAUCGAGGAUAUCGUGCUGAAAUCAGGAUUCCUGAUCGUUCAGAAACGGAAGCUCCAACUAAGCCCAGAACAAUGUAGCAAUUUUUAUGCAGACCAAUACGGAAAAAUGUUUUUUCCCAAUUUAACAGCUUAUAUGAGUUCUGGACCUUUAGUUGCUAUGGUUCUUGCCAGACAUAAUGCAAUCUCGUACUGGAAGGAGCUGCUUGGACCAUCGAACAGCAUAAAAGCUAGGGAAACUCACCCUGACAGUUUAAGAGCCAUCUAUGGGACUGAUGAUCUGAGGAAUGCACUUCAUGGCAGUCAUAACCUUUCCUCAGCAGAAAGAGAAAUUCGAUUCAUGUUUCCAGAAGCAAUCCUAGAGCCAAUUCCAACUCGACAAGCAGCUGUGGAUUACUUGAACCUUUAUGUAAAUCCUACUCUGCUGGCUGGGCUCACCGCGCUUUGUAAAGAGAAGCCAGCAGAUCCAAUGACUUGGCUCGCUCAAUGGCUGAUUGAGCACAAUCCCAAUAAACCCAGGCUGCAACUUCAGACCACUGAGGCAGAGCCUCAAGAAUGAGAGCUCAGGGGAAAUCAUCUCAAGCAUUCCAUGUUAAAGAUAGGUAUUAGCAUUUUCCAUGCAUUUCUUGG
Tinamus guttatus (white-throated tinamou) is the source of this 713-nucleotide messenger RNA. Lineage: Eukaryota; Metazoa; Chordata; Aves; Tinamiformes; Tinamidae. The record is from RefSeq and is a predicted model, not a curated record.